Molecule: messenger RNA, 1424 nt
Organism: Bemisia tabaci
Lineage: Eukaryota; Metazoa; Arthropoda; Insecta; Hemiptera; Aleyrodidae
Cellular component (GO): membrane
Source: RefSeq, a predicted model, not a curated record
UAAAAUAGCCAUGGGUCGUGUUUCUUGUUCCAAUGGAUGCUGUGCAUAAAAUUUUCCAUGAAAGAAAAACUCUGUGACUCCAUGUUUAACCAGUGAUAACUAAGCAAAUCAUUCAGCAUGAACCUGAUUAGAAUUAGAAUAUUAUUAGGAAUGAGUGUAUUUCUGUUGCUACUUCUCCACAAUGCAGAUGGUGCUGAGGAAAAUUGCACAGAUUUUCAAGGAAAUGUGAUAUCACAUGGAUUUUUGUACGUGCCUGGACCAAAUGUUUGUUCUCUAUGUGUCUGUUACCACAAUGAACCUAUGUGGUGCAAGACUAUAUUUUGUCCUGGUCCACCUUAUAAAUGUUUAAAAUUUGUCACUGGUGCCGAAUGCUGCGAGUUUACAUGUUUAGAUGAUCCAAAAGACAAACUGAAAAAAAAUAAUAGUUCCAGCUUGAAUGAUACCAAUAGUAAAGUGUCACUACUCCUAGUCACUGCUUUUCUUUUCCUUUCUUAUCAUCAUUUUAUUCGACACGUUCUUAACUAGCAACUUUUGAAUGAAUUAAUGGAAACAUGACUAUGAAAAAAUUAUCACUGGAGAUCGUACGAUAGCAUCACAAGGAAUAACAAAAUGUUAGACUUGGUGAGGUUCUUGCCGUGAGCGUUUAGAAAUGUUUGCAAACUUUACAGUUUAUGGUUUGCUUGCAGAGGAUGAAAUUCCAUAAUAAUACAGGAAGACGAACGGUUAUCAAAAUAAAUUGCACUGACGGUAAUACUCGUUCCCUCAGUAUGAUUGGAAGAUCACCAGUUGGUCUCCAUUAUCAAUUAUUUAUAACUUCAGUAUAUAAUUGCUAGGCAGUAUUAAUCAAUCGAUAUUUGUAGACUCAAUUAGGCAAUCAAUUACUAGAACAAUCUUUUUACCUAUCAAGUAUUCACAUAAAUCCCCUGCCGUAUGAUAGUUGCUCGUAUUUUAUGAGCAAAAAAUCUGUCAAAAUCUGGAUUGUUAUAUCAAUGCAAUAUUUUUAGAUAAGCGAUAUUAACGCUGAGAUUUUUAAACUCAAAUAUUUAUGCAAUUUUGAGUAUAUAGAUAUGUAGGAUAUAUGAACAUUCAUUAAAUACAAAAUAUUAACCCGUGUUCUUGAACGUAAAAGGGCAUUGGGAAAUGACUAUAUUUUUCAAUACUUAUCUAGUUUUUGUACUUGAAUUAUAAUUCUAUGGAAUUUGUUUGUGUAUGCGGAUUAAAUUAAACAGAAAAAUUCUGUCUAUACUUUGGCGAAAGUUCUCAUCUGUAUGAGAGCUCAUAAUCACUAUGAAGCUCCCACUAGAGUAUAGACAUUCAUUUAGUUUACAAGAUCCAAAUGAUUUUUAUUUUAUUCUUAUAUUAUUAUUCUGCUGGAAAGUAACUAAAUUGGAAUUGAAUAUGCAUUGUUUAAAAUUCAAGGCAAA